Messenger RNA from Pichia membranifaciens NRRL Y-2026, 1416 nucleotides. RefSeq lists its product as hypothetical. The transcript has a single exon. Gene Ontology annotation, molecular function: alpha-1,3-mannosyltransferase activity; GDP-Man:Man(1)GlcNAc(2)-PP-Dol alpha-1,3-mannosyltransferase activity. The coding region runs from base 1 to 1416 and encodes 471 amino acids. The record is from RefSeq and is a predicted model, not a curated record. Lineage: Eukaryota; Fungi; Ascomycota; Pichiomycetes; Pichiales; Pichiaceae.
AUGACUGUCGUGGAUACCAAGCAGCAACAAGCCCGGAAACCAAACAUUGCGUUCAUCCACCCUGAUCUCGGCAUCGGGGGGGCCGAACGUUUGAUUGUCGACGCCGCAAUGGCCUUACAGUCGGUAGGCAACAGUGUAACAAUCUACACCUCCCAUUGUGAUAAGACCCACUGUUUUGAAGAGGUGAAAACUGGACUUUUAGAUGUACACGUUUACGGUGAUUUCUUGCCAACAAAUUUCAAAGGUAGAUUCAACAUCGUGUUUGCAUUCUUACGACAGCUGUACUUGAGUGUGCAGUUGAUUCUAUCUCUGAAAAUCUUCAAGUACGACGUCCUAAUUCUUGACCAGCUCUCUUACUGCAUCCCUUUGCUGCAUCUCUUUAGCUGGAACACACGCAUCUUGUUCUACUGCCACUUUCCGGAUAAACUAUUGGCCCCACACACCUCUGUGCUCCGUCAAGUAUACAGGUUUUUAUUUGAUGCUGUCGAAGAAAUAUCCACCUCAUAUGCCGACCAGAUUGUCGUCAACUCUGAAUUCACAAAAUCAGUUGUCCGCCAAACUUUUAAGUUACUAGCCGGCCAACCUUUGGAAGUGGUAUACCCUUGUGUUUCCACUGAUGAAACUACAUUUGCUCCUUCGUCGGAGUCAUUGGAAAUAGUAGAUAAACUACUGGGAAAUAACAAAUACUUUUUAUCUAUAAACAGAUUCGAAAAGAAAAAGAACAUUCAAUUGGCAAUUCAGUCCUUUGCCUCAUAUACGUCUGCCACCAAUGACAGCUUUCAAUCAGUGGUUAUUUCCGGGGGUUAUGAUCCUCGAGUAUCUGAAAACGUUGAAUACCUUAACGAACUAAAGAAAAUAUGUGACAAGCUCAGCCUCUCUUACAAAGUGUACAGUCCAAGUAGUGUGAAUUUCUCUGGCCAACUCAAUGAAAAUGAGGUUCCAAAUGUUAUUUUCUUAACUUCAAUUUCAACUGAUUUGAAAAAUGCCUUGAUUUCCAAGUGUGACAUUUUGCUAUAUACACCAACAAAUGAGCAUUUCGGAAUCGUCCCACUAGAAGCUAUGCGUAUGGGGAAGCCCGUUCUUGCAGAUAGAUCUGGUGGUCCUCUUGAAACCAUUGUUGAUUACUCAGACGAUAAAGUCAAUUAUACUGGAUAUACAAUCAGUUCGGAUGUGUCAGGAUGGACGAAAGCAUUAGAACAGGUUAAACGAUUACCGAAAGAAGAUUUGAAACAACUUUCUGCAAGAACCAAGAAGAGAGUGGAUGAAAAGUUUUCCUUGGUUGCCCUUAGAAAUAAGUUAGUCAAAGUUAUUCACCAAAUGAUGCUCAAAGACUCUCCUCAUUCAUGGGUUACCCAUGUUGUUUUCCCUAUUUUGUUUGUUGUGGGAGUCACCUUUUUAUAUCGCUCUUACUUUUGA